Messenger RNA from Linum tenue, 561 nucleotides. The record is from the annotation of a GenBank genome assembly. NCBI's taxonomy places the organism in Eukaryota, Viridiplantae, Streptophyta, Magnoliopsida, Malpighiales, Linaceae.
CUAAAAUUCCCUAACCCCAAAAUCCCCGACCCCUCUGCCAUUCUUUUCCCCAGCGCGAGAAACCCUCAAACCCGCCGCCUCUCAACUUCCCCUGCGAGCAAAAAUCAACCGCCACCGCCGAUCAAUACCCCAGCCCGUGCGAGUCGGCAGCCGAUCCCAAUCCCGAUCCCGAUCCCAUCCCUCUCGUGUUCUAGCGGUAACGUUGAGGGUCCCGGGUCAUCCAACCUAGGUCUAGGCGCGUUUUAGAGGUUCACCGAGAUAGUUCGGCUAGGUGGGAAUUCUUCGAGUAAAGAAUCGAGGAGUCAGCUUUACAAGGGCGUAGACAGACCCCAGCUCACUCACCAGAUCGUAGGGGAGGAAAUCCUAACCAGCCAGUCCGUGAUCAGCAAGCUAGAGGAGCUCAACACCAUCGUCGCUGAGAGAUGUCGAGCCAGGCGUCAGAGUAAGCAUCGGAGAACUUUUUCAAGUUAUUAAGACUUUAUGGUUAAGAGUUAAAGAUUGGAGAUUCAUUUCUUUUGGACAAUUUGAGUUUUGCCCACGUGUUUAUGGCUUCGAUUUGAG